AUGGAGAACAAGUUACCCCAUGACGAAAUGAUCAAACUGGCCGCCGAGUUUAACGACGAGAUGGUCCAACUUAACCGUGCACAACGCGAAAAAUUCAACGUCCCCAUUCGUCACCCCAAAGAAGACCAAGCACCGCAGAUAACCACAGAAGAUGUGCGCCGUAAACAAAUUGAGAAUGACCUUGGUAUCACGUCGGGUUCUUUCAAGUUCAAAAAGACAAAAACAAAACACGAAGAUAUAAUACCCGACAAGCCCGAAUCAAAACGGCCAAAAGAAGAUGCCAACGAAAUUGUUGACAUCAAAAAACCUUUGGAGAUGAAAAAGGUUGAAGACACAUCUCUCUCUGACAAACUCGCAGCAUUCGAGCUCUCUCUCAAAGAUUUUGAUAUGGAUUGA
This is a messenger RNA of Entamoeba invadens IP1, 396 nucleotides long. RefSeq lists its product as hypothetical. Bases 1 to 396 code for a protein of 131 amino acids. Lineage: Eukaryota; Evosea; Mastigamoebida; Endamoebidae. The transcript has a single exon. The record is from RefSeq and is a predicted model, not a curated record.